Aspergillus welwitschiae is the source of this 800-nucleotide messenger RNA. RefSeq lists its product as uncharacterized. NCBI's taxonomy places the organism in Eukaryota, Fungi, Ascomycota, Eurotiomycetes, Eurotiales, Aspergillaceae. The transcript has 2 exons. The record is from RefSeq and is a predicted model, not a curated record. The annotation marks the transcript as partial.
CCUGGACUUGUCGUGACCGCUCACCUCACCCCACUCUCACUCCCUUUCCCACGAUGAUGAUGAUGGUGGUGGUGGUGUUGGUUUGGUCAAGCCCCUGCUCAAAGACGCCACCGUUCACUGCAUGUCCUAUCUGCCAGAGGACUACAAAGCGAUUAGCACACCACCAACAGAACUACCAAAGCGCAACACACUACUCGACGCGACGACGUCAUGGGCGCGACGGGUGUCAAUCCCCAAGAAAUAACUGAGAGAACGAAUGAGUCAUGGCGCUCUCCCGCCUGGCAACUAAACCAUACCAUGAACCUAAGACACUCACUCGCACACAGUCGGCUAAGUUUCAAAUUGUCCGCCAUGCACGAGCUACUACCUGCACAGCAUCCUUGUCUGUGCGAGCAUGGACAUUAGCAUUGGCAACAGCUGCGAUAAGCUAGAGCAAGUCGCGUAUCAGAGUCCACAAUGGCAUGUUCCUGAUACUCUUGUCAUCGCAUGGCACACGUGGAAAGGAAGAUUACUAUCCCCUAGUAGCAUGCAAGCCUGCAAGUUGGCUUCGGCUAUGUUGACAUUCCACGCGCACAUACACGGUUGCGGCAACGGCGUCGCUGGGCGUAAAAAAGAGAAGGUAGGGUUGCUUCAUUGCGAUGGUCAAACUUUGGAAUGGAAAUCCGCCAAUUUCAGUGACUGCGGGAUUUGUUCUGACUGGUGGUGGUGGGCUUGGCAAGUGGCGAGAGGAUUGGGGGUGGUGCUGACUGACUGACUAUUAUCUAACAGUAUAGUGGUAGAAGUAAUUGGUUUAAUUAUCC